Molecule: messenger RNA, 3392 nt
Organism: Mobula hypostoma (lesser devil ray)
Lineage: Eukaryota; Metazoa; Chordata; Chondrichthyes; Myliobatiformes; Myliobatidae
Product: F-box only protein 48
Exons: 3
Coding region: 753-1262 (169 amino acids)
Biological process (GO): SCF-dependent proteasomal ubiquitin-dependent protein catabolic process
Cellular component (GO): SCF ubiquitin ligase complex
Molecular function (GO): protein binding
Source: RefSeq, a predicted model, not a curated record
UGCUUUUUUUGUGGCACUGAAUGAGGGAUAGUGAUACUGUUUAAAAUUCUCAAUACUGUAUAGGAAAAGUGCCAUGAAAUCAAUUAAAGACAAGCAUGGUACAGAACUGAAUUUGUCUUGUAUAGUUAAAGGCCAGAUUUUGGAAAUGUGAAAGAAUAAACCUUCUGGAAACACUGUAGUGCUAUUAGCAUUAAAUGGUAAGGACUUAACAGUAUGGAGUUAACUGAGAAAUACCAGAAGUAAACAGAUAAAAUAAACCAUACAGUUUCAAUAAAUAAGGUCACAGUAUAACAUGCAAGAUGCAUGAGUGGUGAUAUGUUUGUCCUGGAAGAAUAGCUUGGGCUAAAUUUACAAGUUCAGUAGUUUUGGAAACAUUACAGUUAAAUUACUGAAAUAAUGGUAAGACUCUUGGCAGUGUGGAGGAUCAGAGGGAUCUUGGGGUCCAAGUUCAUAGGACACUCAAAGCAGCUGUGCAGGUUGACUCUGGGGUUAAGAAGGCAUACGGUGUAUUGGCCUUCAUCAAUCAUGGAAUUGAAUUUAGGAGCCAAGAGGUAAUGUUGCAGCUAUUAUAGGACCAUGGUCAGACCACACUUGGCGUGCUGUGCUCAGUUCUGGUCGCUUCACUACAGAAAUGAUGUGGAAGCCGUGGAAAGGGUGCAGAGGAGAUUUACGAGGAUGUUGCCUGGAUUAGGAGUAUGCCUUAUGAGAAUAGGUUGAAUGAACUCGGCCUUUCCUCCUUGGAGUGACAGAGGAUGAGAGGUUUUCAAAAUACCUCUGCAGUUGUGGAGCAACCAACAAUGGAAAGACUUUGCAAAAGAAACAAACAUAUUACUGUUGCUAAAGGUAAAAUAAAUAUCCCAACCAAGCUGAAAGAAUUACAAAACUCUCCCAAUUUUGCUCAGUUUUUACCUCAAGAGCUAACUCUGAAAAUUUUCAGUGAAUUGGACAUCCAAAGCCUGUCUAGUGCAGCAAUGACAUGUAAAGCUUGGAAUUAUUUGAUCGAAAACAGUGACUUUCUGUGGCGUAAUCACUGCUUGACAACAUUGGCUGUCUGCAAAAGAGAACUACAAUGUGAUAGAGCAAGCGGAUUUUCAUGGAAGGUUACCCUGGUGAGAAAUUACAAGAAAAGCAACAUAAAACAAGCAUGGUUGAAUGGUCAUUAUAGUUACAUUCGUUCUGCAAAUGAACUUCUGCAUAAAAGUAUGUGCGAAAUGGAUGCCGAUGCAUGGGGAGAGAUAUUAGAGGCUGAAUUGGAAAGAUGAAAGCUUGGGAAUUUAAUUGUGUGGAGCAGCAUUCUUGUACUCUGCAAUUCAGAUUUAAAGUGUGGAAAAAAAUCAUGAAGGAAAUUUUGGGGCUUGCUUUGAGUUUCAUUUUGGAUUCACCAUGCUUCUGACGCACUAGUACACAGAGGAGGUCAGAUGUGUGGUAUGAUAUCCAGAGGCAUGUAACAUAUUCCUGCACAAAAUAUCUGUUAAUUUACACCACAAAUGAAUAACUUAUGGGUGAUGCAGGCUAUUUCCAACAGCUUGAAUAGUCUAUUUUACCGUUAGUUAAAUAUGUGAAGUCCACUGCUAGGAGCUCAUCUCCAAUUGUUCGUCUUCAGGUAAAACACUUGUCUGUUUUUGCUGUUCUGAACAUUUCCCCCUGCCCUUACUCCAGUGCCCACCAACCUGCUCCAUUGGCCAGUGAUGAUCAUGAACACAACCCCCACCUCAGCCAUAUUAACCCUCAACACUGAUUUCCAAUAAGAUACCCACUACCCACCCCUCUCACUCUUCACUCACCGCCAUUUCCCAGCCUCAGUCAAUCCCUGCCCCCAGUCUCCAGCUUUCCACCUUGCUUAGUAGGAGUCCCCUUGAACCUACUCCACACUUCAAUAUAAUGUCUUGUCCAAUUGUAAUUGCAAUAUAUCCACAGUAACCUUUCACCCCUUGCUUCUCAACAGCCCCUGCUGUAAAUAUAUUCAGAUUCAGUUUCUGCUAUCUUUUGAGGAAGGGAAGUUUCAAAGGACUCAAGUGCCUCUGAGAGAAGAAAACUAGCCUCAUUUCCUUCUUAAAAGAGUGGCACUUUACUUUUAAAUAGUGACCCAUAGUUCCAGAUUCUUUUGUGAGUAAAGUUCCACUCCACAUUCCCUCAGGUCUUGUAUAUUUCAGUCAAGUCUAAACUCCAGCAGAUAGGUGCUUAGCUUCUCCAAUGUUUUCUCGUAAGGCAACUAUCCUAAACCAAAUAAAACUUUCAUGAAUUGCUUUCAAGGCAUUAUCACCGUUCUUUAAGUUAAGAGAUCAAUAUUGUGUACAACAGCAAGAUGUGGUCUCACCAAUACUCUUAUGUAAGUGAAGCAUAAUCUCCCAAUAUGUUUAUUCAUUUGCCCUUGCAAUAAACAGUAAUAUUCUGUUAACUUCCUUACUCUCUUGCCAUAUCUGUAAACUGGCCUAUUAUGAAUCAUCCACAUUAUCUUUGGAACUCUUCAAAUUCUCCCUAUUAAUUAAUAUGUUGCCUUGUUUAUUUUUCCUGCCAAAAUGGACAAUUUCAUAUUUGCCCAACAUUAUUGAUCAGAUACUUGCCCACCCACUUAACAUAUUUAUAUUAUUUUUGUAGCUUCAUAAUAUCAUCUUCACAACUUCUUUGCCUAUUUUUGUGACCUAUACUUUCUCCAUGUGUGACAUCCACCCCUACCUCAACCAACCUGAUAUAUUUUCCACUUUAUUGUGCUGCCACCACCUCCCAACACCCUCUAACAAUCUUCCAUUUACCCUUUUACUGAUACAGUAUCUCCUGACUACCAUCAGUGUCCAAUCACUCCUGCUUUCUCCCCGCAGUUGUUUUGACCCUCCAAUCACUCAGCUUCUCCCCUGCACACUCCAUGACUCAUAUUUGGAAUUAUGACUUACGUAUUUCCUGUGUGCAUUCAUAAUGGUCGACUUCAGAAAUGAAAGGCCUUUGAGUGUGUAAGUGUUCUAUAGCAAGGAACAACCUGGCCCUUGUGCACUAUAAAAUUUUAUGGCCACCUGCCCUCAUUGGUUCAAUUGGCAGCACCUAUUCAAUGCACUUUUCCAGACUUACAAUUUCUAAGUUAAAAAAAGAUUAAGUUUAGUUAUUUUUGUAGCAUUGUGCACUUAAAAAGAUGUAAUUGUUUUUAUUUGUUUAAUAGUUUGUGUUUUGAUGUUAAAAAUUAUAUUGAAUUUGAAAACCAUCUUUCUAUUGUUAGGUUACAAAUAUUUAAUACAAUGAUAUUGAAAGGUCCUUACAGUUCAGUAUCUUUAAAAAUGUUUUACACACUCUUUUAAGCACCUUUGUUUUACUUUUGAAAAAGCAUUAUCAUGAAAAUCGAAUAGUAUUGUAGUUUUUGAAUUCUUUGUUUUUUACCCAUUAAAAAUAAACGUUGAACUUGG